UCGGUAUCCAAACUCCUUCGCCCCUUUUCGUUGGGCGCGUCACUAUCCCGAGUAGAAACCCAAGCCACAACCAUGGAAAGAUUUAACAAUAGUACCGUUGUACGUAGCUCUAGGUUCAACCCCACAAGGCAGAUAAGGGUUACUUACUGCAGCGGAGUUGCGCCCUUAUUUUUUAUUUAUUUUUUUAUGCUAGGGAGCAGAAGCCUGAGACUCGAUUAUUACGUUAUGAGACAAUGGCGCAGCAGCACAGCUGAUCGAUCCACCAGCAACAAACAGUACAGUAUGGCUGUACAUUUUCUUUAUUUUGUCACCGAACAAGGUCUGUGCUGGAGUCAUGGGGCAACCACAGCCCCUAAAGAGGUUACCUCUCGUCUUUUGCGAAAAGUAAGAGGAUCCCAGUGUAGGUAGGAUUUCCCCAGACUCGGAAUUGACGGAAGUGAAGUCGUUGUAGUUUGCCGGAGCUCUCUCCGCGACAUCCGGCAUGCUGUUGGUGCGAGAAAAACGGCUGUAUUCAAACGGCGAACCCAAAGAAAAUGCCCCAAACUAAAGCUGCAGGUGGGCGGUAUAUUAUCCAGGCAUCAUGCAUGAGAUAGGACGUGUUGCGUGGAUGGGAUUUCCGUUGUGCUAUUUUUCAUUCUGCCAAGACGACAUUGGGAUCAAAUGAGCAAAGAAAAUAUUCGCACUCUUACAACCCUCCCAUCCAGGGAAUUUUUAUCAGGACGCUUUUUGUUGCCCCUCACCAACGGUUGGCGACGCUGUUUGUGCACUUCCGCCCUGGGUCUCUCCACCUCGACGAGUUCAGGAGUGUCCACGGGGG
Messenger RNA from Pyricularia grisea, 817 nucleotides. RefSeq lists its product as uncharacterized. NCBI's taxonomy places the organism in Eukaryota, Fungi, Ascomycota, Sordariomycetes, Magnaporthales, Pyriculariaceae. The record is from RefSeq and is a predicted model, not a curated record. The transcript has 3 exons. Bases 73 to 408 code for a protein of 111 amino acids.